This is a messenger RNA of Trichoderma atroviride IMI 206040, 3507 nucleotides long. RefSeq lists its product as uncharacterized. The record is from RefSeq and is a predicted model, not a curated record. NCBI's taxonomy places the organism in Eukaryota, Fungi, Ascomycota, Sordariomycetes, Hypocreales, Hypocreaceae.
GGCUCCCCCCUCCCUGAAGACAUCGCAAACAAGCGAAUUACGAGUGUCGAAGACCAGAUCAAUUCUGCCGACGUUAGUGUGAGCGGGGGAUCAGAUACUGAGGCAUCGCGCGCAAAGGACGGGGACAAGGGCCAGGUCCGCGCUGGGGCCUCCACGAAAAAACCUGCGACAUUCAAAGCUGUUUCUGUCAACAAGACCUUCCUCGCCUCCAAAGCGAAUCCAAAUGUCUCAUCCAAGACCAGCGACAAGCCAGCCGCAGGCUCUAGUACCCCGCCGACUGGCUCCGCCACCUUGUCCAUAUCACGACCACGUUUAGUUGCAAAAUCGGGUAGUGGUACGGGGAGCUCGACUCCAAGGUUCUCGUCACUGGCGAACGGCGGAAAGCCGGCGGCUGCACCUGACCCAAGUGUUGUGUGGAAUAAGAACAGGCCUACACCUGUCCCAGAACCGAAAAAGUUGACGGAUGAAGAGCUCAAGAAGUAUGGAAUUCACAUGGCUAGUCGCCUAAAUGAAGACGAUACACAGGGCCAAAAUAAGUGGGCAGACAUUGACGAUGACGACGAUGACUGGGAACCCGAAGCGAUAACUUGGGGAGACGGUACCAAAACAACUCUCCCCCAUCCUGACGAGGUUCCGAUUCAGGCACCAGAGCGUGCACCUGAUGAGGUCAAGCCUUCUGUCCAGGACAAGCCAUCCUCUCCGGCACCGCCAGGCGUGGCAAAUGUUACACCAUUGCCAAAAUCAGGAGGGCUUCCAUCUGGGAAAGGGCUGGUUCUCAAGAGUGCUGCUCAGGAAAAGCCAGUUCUGGUUGCCAAACCCCCCGCGCCACCAGCGCCCGCCAAAUCUCCAUGGGCUACUCUGCCCCCUGUUCCGAAAGCAUCGCCUGGUCUUGUUGAGUCUGCGUAUCCCCCACGCGGCGGCCUGAAAGAGUCCCCUUACGCCUCUUACGCCUCCCAUAUGGGACCUCCACCUCCCAGAGAUCUCAUGAACGAUGAUUAUUCACGUACCUGGAGAGAUAGACCUUCAUAUGGGAAUAAGGAGCUUUUCAACUCGCGGUCUGGUCGAUAUGAACCUGUCCCUGAUCGGCGCCCCUCGAUGCGAUCCGACUCUCAGACUAGAUACCCUGCUCUAUUGCAGCGCAUGCCUCCAUCAGAGCACCCAGCCGAGCCUUCAGCUGCAUUCCAGACUAGUCGCACGGUGCAGGAAGUCCCAUUUGGACGACGUAGGGGUUCGUCCAAUGUCAGCGGUGGCAGUGGAUCAUAUCUUCAGCGCAUCAGUAAGGGAAGCGAUGGCUCUAUGCCGCCGCCCCCUGACUUUCUCGGCGUCCGUAGAGGGUCUUUAAGUGGCUCUGUUAUAGAGAGCCCGGUUUCUCCAGUCGCGGCAUCUGUGAUGAGUCAAGGACAAUCAAGACACCAGCCCUUGCACGAUAUGGCUUCUCGGCCGUCCCCCGGGACAACGUAUGCUGGUCCUCACCAUGGGAACCCACAUGCUGAGAUGAACAACGGACCUGCCCCUCACCAGCUUGAAGACGAUAUUGAAUAUCAAAAGAAACUGAUGCGCGAGGGUGUCGAGCUCGCUAGAAAACGUCGACUAGAGGAAGAGGCUCGCGAAGAAGCUGCACGCCGAGAGCGUAUACAAAAGAAACUUGACGCUCUUGGGCCUCCUCCCGAAAAGAAGAGCGAAAUGAAAGAUGUGCCCAAGGACCGUGAGGUGAAUCAGCACUUGGUAUCUGGCCCGCCUUCUGAAAAACCGUCUACGGUCGAGAAUCCUCCAAGCCAAGCGGAUUCUAGUAAAGAUGACACAGUCACUAUAACGCGUAUUGAAAAGCCCGCAUUCAGCCAGAAAGAUACUGCAUCGGCAAACGUCGUCCCACCUGGCCCUACAGCCAGGCGGCUAUCACACAGCCAAGCCACAGAGUCUUCCAAUGUCUGGGGAAGUUCUGCACCUCGGCCAGAUCGGCUCCCAUCAUGGAAUUCCGGGGCCCAACGAAAUGUCUGGAGCUCUCCGGAUAACAAUAACGGACUUGGGAACGGCACAUUCAAUCCCAUUAUCGGCCGCACGCCUGCUCAAUCAGUUUCAAACCCCAACGCACCAGCUCCUAUUGGCCCUCCUACUAUCGCGCAAUCAUCUUCGCACAAUCGAAACCAGGUUCCGUCAGUAAUUGGCUCGCGUGCUACUCGGUAUUCAAAUCUUGGUAACGAUAUUGCGAGCAAAUGGGUGACGUCCGUGGCUGAAAACGACAAAAAAAUAAGUGCGGCGAAGAUGGCUGAACGGGUAGGGCGUGAUCGUCAGCUAGCAGAACGUGGAGUCACAGCGGAAGAUGCUCAACCCGCAAUCAAAGACACUUGGCGCCCAGUUCAUAAUCCUGGUGAUGGGACUAGACACGUCAUGGGUUCUACUGAAGGGAAGCCUAACAUCACAGACCCGUGGAAAGUCUCGCGAGACGAUCUCACCAGGGGCGCUUCUUCUGCGGAUGAUUCCAUCUUGGGAGGCCAACCUACAGUUAUUGGUAGCGGGGGCAGCGGCUCUGUUUUGCCUCCGAACGGCCCAACAACAACUCCUCAAUCGCGACCCUCUCGAUUCUUCCCUGCCAGAGACGUUCGUAUGGAGAUUGGCAUGUCUGAACCACUGCGGCCCUCUUCGCCAUCUCCUCCACCGCCAACAAUGGAGGGCCACCCGGCAUACGAAGGGGACAUCACACGCCCGCAUGUCUCAUUACCGAAGCCGCUACCAGUAGUCAAGCUACCCCCUGCUAUGGUUGCCGCUCAAGCAUCUCAACCAAAGCCAAUUAACACAUGGGCCAGCCGUGCGGCUGCUAGAGAAAUUUCUCGCGCUCCCGUCCAGCAGGGUCACUCUAUGCGACGACCUUCUGAGACGUCACAUGGAAAUUGGCAAGAUAAAAUCAAUAAUCUUCUAAACGGCGGGAAAACAUCUCCACCAAAACAUAUGGGAGUAGAUCCUGCCAGUCGGCAUGCGCUAGAUCAUACGACUACCCAGACUUCCACAACCGUAUCUCUGCCUUUUGUAUCGGUACAGCACUCAGCGGGAAUUCCACAAUCAUUGACCUCAAAGCCAAUGGCAGAAGAAUGCUUUGAAGAGCAAGAAAUGGGCUCUCUUCCACAGAUCAGACUACCACACAAGGCACCAGAAGCAGCGUGGCAACCGGCAGCAGGCAUAAAAUCAAUGCCCAAGAGAUUUUUCGUACAGCCGACUGUUAUGGAGCCAUAUUAUUUUGCCUCUGAGGUUCUUGGCGGCGGAAACGCUGUACGGAUUUACUUUCCAGGGAUGAGUGAACCUAAGGUGGCCACUAUCCCCUUUUCUGCGGCCAGGGGCGCACGAGGAAGCCAUCGUGGCGGCAAUGGGAAUGGGAAUGGCAACGGCGGAAACGGCAACGGUAGCAGUAAGAGGGAAUUUUCGAGUAACUACGGUGAUUCGACGACCUCAAAUAACUCUGGCCGUGGCGGCCGCGGCGGGUACCGUAGUCGCGGAUCUGAUUCCUGGAGUCGA